Messenger RNA from Scleropages formosus (Asian bonytongue), 2867 nucleotides. RefSeq names its product NADPH--cytochrome P450 reductase-like. Gene Ontology annotation, molecular function: flavin adenine dinucleotide binding; NADPH-hemoprotein reductase activity; FMN binding. The coding region runs from base 279 to 2306 and encodes 675 amino acids. Lineage: Eukaryota; Metazoa; Chordata; Actinopteri; Osteoglossiformes; Osteoglossidae. Gene Ontology annotation, biological process: response to hormone. The record is from RefSeq and is a predicted model, not a curated record. Gene Ontology annotation, cellular component: cytosol. The transcript is spliced from 17 exons.
GCAUAGCGUAUGCGGUGUUUUGUUUUUCUGGGAAAAAGGUGAACCGCUUCAGGACUCACUCUUUAUUUACGCGCUACACGUUAUGAACGACAUCUGCUCAAAGUGACUUUGUGGAAAGGUUUAAUUUGCAGGACGAAUUUUCAUGACCGCGUGUCGAACCCUCCCACCCGCGUCACUCUUACGUAAGGCCGGCUCGCGCCUACACUCGACUCGCACACCUGUGACGUCGGCUGCGCGGCUGAGUCUGGUACAGUACCGGGCAGCGUGAUAUCGGCACCAUGGCAGAUGCACAGAUGAGCAGUCCCCCCCUGGAGCCAGGGGUUAAGGAGUACCUCAGCAGCGUGGAUGUCCUCCUUGUCACCCUCAUUGGUGGCCUGGUUGUCUACUGGGUCGUCUUCUACAAGAAGAGGGAGGAGGUUGUCCCAGAAUUCAAGAAGCUCUCCGUACAAGCACCCAGCUCUUCACAAGAGACCAGUUUUAUUGAGAAAAUGAAGAAAACAAACAAAAACAUAGUUGUGUUCUAUGGCUCUCAAACGGGCACAGCCGAGGAGUUUUCAAAUCGCCUUUCCAAGGAUGCCCGGCGCUACGGCAUGAAGGGGAUGGCAGCCGACCCUGAGGAAUAUGAUAUGUCUGAGCUGUCUCGCCUGACUGAGAUUGAAAAUUCCCUGGCCAUCUUCUGCAUGGCCACCUAUGGUGAAGGAGAUCCCACAGAUAAUGCCCAGGAAUUCUAUGAAUGGCUGCAGGAGACUAAUAACAGCCUGGAUGGUGUCAAUUUUGCAGUUUUCGCCUUGGGCAAUAAGACAUAUGAGCACUACAAUGCCACGGGGAAGUUUGUGGACAAGCGGCUGGCAGAGCUGGGAGCCAGCAGGAUUUUUGACCUGGGAAUGGGAGAUGACGAUGGAAACCUGGAAGAGGACUUUGUCUCCUGGCGGGAGCAGUUCUGGCCUGCAGUUUCUGAGUACUUUGGAGUGGAGGCCACAGGAGAGGACUGCAGCAUUCGUCAGUAUGAGCUGGUAGUGCACAAUGACAUUGACGUGAACAAGGUGUAUACUGGAGAGCUGGCCCGUCUGAAGAGUUUCGAGAUCCAGAAGCCGCCCUUCGACUCGAAGAACCCCUUCCUGGCUCCUGUCGCUACCAACCGUAAACUGAACAAAGGGGGUACUCGGCAUCUAAUGCACCUGGAACUGGACAUCUCUGGCUCUAAGAUCAGAUAUGAUUCGGGAGAUCAUGUUGCAGUUUAUCCUAUGAAUGACACUUCCAUGGUGAACAAGUUGGGAGAGAUCCUUGGCAGUGACCUUGACACUGUGAUCUCACUCAAUAAUUUAGAUGAGGAGUCCAAUAAGAAGCACCCAUUUCCUUGUCCCACCACGUACCGCACGGCUCUGACCCACUACCUGGACAUCAGCAACCCCCCGCGCACCAAUGUCUUGUACGAGAUCGCACAGUAUGCCACCGACCCCAAGGACCAGGAGAACUUGCGCAAGAUGGCCUCAUCGUCGGCUGAAGGCAAAGCUAUGUACCAUAGCUGGGUGCAGGAAUCUCGGAGGAACAUCGUAGCCAUCUUGGAGGACAUGCCAUCCCUACAACCUCCCAUUGACCACCUCUGUGAGCUCCUGCCACGCCUGCAAGCUCGCUAUUACUCCAUCGCCUCCUCUGCCAAGGUCCAUCCCAACAGUAUCCACAUCUGUGCAGUGGUGGUGGAGUACGAGACUAAAACGGGCCGAACAAACAAGGGUGUUGCCACAAACUGGCUGAAGAACAAGGUGGUGACUGACAACGGCAACAAGUCCUCCGUGCCCAUGUAUGUGCGCAAAUCCCAGUUCCGGCUGCCCUUCAAAGCCACCAACCCCGUGAUCAUGAUUGGCCCGGGCACUGGUAUCGCGCCCUUCAUGGGAUUUAUCCAGGAGCGUGCCUGGCUUAAGCAGAAAGGGAAGGGAGGGGGUGAGACAGUGCUCUACUACGGCUGCCGCCACCAAAAAGAAGACUUCCUGUACCAGGAGGAACUGGAGGAGUAUGAACGGAGUGGGGUGUUGACACAGCUCCAUGUGGCGUUCUCCCGAGACCAGGAGCACAAGGUAUAUGUGCAACAUCUCCUAAAACAAAACAAGGAGAACCUGUGGAAUCUAAUUGACUCCCAAACUGCACACAUAUACAUCUGUGGGGAUGCUCGUAACAUGGCACGAGAUGUGCAGAACACCUUCUUUGAGAUCGUGGAGGAAAUGGGUGGCAUGACACACAACCAGGCUGUGGACUACAUCAAGAAGCUGAUGACCAAGGGCCGCUACUCCCAGGAUGUGUGGAGUUAAGGCUGCCAAGUGCACCACCCUCUGAAGCUGCAGGUACAGGGUACUGAUCUCCAAGUUUAUUUUUCAAAGGAAGUGCAUUUCCAACAAUUGUCAAUUAUUGCUGUGUAUCACUUGUAAAAACUAGUUUUAAGACAAACACUUUUCCUCCAUAAGGUUCUCAUCUAAGAUAUUUUAUUGCCAAAACUGCAGUUCUUAACAGGAUAUGAAAUGACAAACCAAAAACCUGAGUCUGUCACUCAAUUUAGAGCAUUAACUGUGAUUAAAGUAGCACUUCUGAAGUUAGGUGUGCAAAAUUGUGGCAUGUUUAGAAGAAUCUAAUAGUGCAAGCUGACAAUUAUGUAAGGGAUGUUUAAUAGAGCCUUAACACUGUGACAUGGUCUAUAUUUUAAUCUGUAGCAAAAGCACAGUAUAGUAUAUAAAAUUCCUUUUUAGUUUACUUUGUUCAGUUCUGUCUUGAGAGGAUUGUCAAGUCUUGCUUUUGAAAACGGCCUUUUUAAUUACCUAGCACCAUAAGAAAUGACUAACCUGUGUUACUCCUUCGGUAUCAGAAUCGCACAAUGU